This is a messenger RNA of Penicillium odoratum, 3183 nucleotides long. RefSeq lists its product as uncharacterized. Bases 1 to 3183 code for a protein of 1060 amino acids. Gene Ontology annotation, molecular function: carbohydrate binding. Gene Ontology annotation, biological process: cell adhesion. The record is from RefSeq and is a predicted model, not a curated record. NCBI's taxonomy places the organism in Eukaryota, Fungi, Ascomycota, Eurotiomycetes, Eurotiales, Aspergillaceae. The transcript has 9 exons.
AUGGCCUUGCUUCUCGCGCCAUACAACAAUGGCAUGCGCCUUGGUCAAGGAUUCAAUUCAUAUACCCAGCAGAUCUGCAUUGACGAUGCGGUUGUGAUCGAUCCGGAUCGUGUUGACAACUCAGUCACUAACGAUGGCUUCACCAUGCGUGAGCUGCGCUACGCGAUUGGUGCUCGGCGUGACGAGAACGCAGACAGUGAGAGUGAAGAUGAUGAAGGAUACUUGCCUCUACCAGCGCCGGCGAAGUCGACGGCUUCUCCCGUUGAUGAUGCUUCCAAUGCUUCAUCAACUGCAAUCAUAGUUGAAAACAAGCCUAAAAUGGGACCAGCACCCCCAACGAUACUGGAUAGCAUGACAAUUCAGCUGAAUCAAGAUAUUCAGACAGUCAGAACUCUUGUCACAGAUAUUGCUACGCUGGAGGCUGCUAUUGAAGAGGCAACUGAUACCGAUAGCGAUUUGAUCAAAAGGAAAUCCCUACUUCUUGAAAAGAAGCGAAUGCGUCUGGCUCGUCUGAAGACCACCGGGAAUGGUCUAAGAUCAGCAGAUCCCCGUAAAGCCAGACGGCAGCUAGCCCAGCGAGGACCCAGCCAAAUUGUUUCCUACAAUUCCCGGUUUGUGAACAAGAUAAGUGAGGUAACCGACGACAUGAACAUCUCGGGUUCUCUUUCAAUCAAGUAUGGAACUAUUGGUGGUUCUGGCAAGGGAUCUUUCGUCGACUCGGACAAGUUCAAGGAGAGCGACCUGAACUUUUUCAUUAGUGUCAAGGUCGUCAAUCAGAGCAUCAAUAUCAAGGAUGCCCUGGUUUUUCAGGGACUGCCCUCUGUAGACGACAUGAACUUUCGCUCUGUGUUUGGAGAUACUUUCAUCUCGGGAUUCAUGGAGGGUGGUGAGUUUAAUGCCCUGGUGAGCAUGAAAGUUCUCAACAAAGAAAAGCGAAUGGCUAUCGAAGCUGAGGCGAAAAUUGCUCUUACUGUUGGUCCUACACAGAUCGAUGCAGAAGCCAAGGUGGGAAUCUCCAAGGCCAAUAUUUCAUCUCAAACAGAGACGACAAUCCAGGUUGGCUGGUCUGGAGGAGGUCACAUCAAGCCUGCGGAUCAGCCAUGGACAAUUCAAACUCUGAUGGAAACUGCUGCUAGGUUUCCUGACCUGGUCGCCCGGACGCCACAGCGCACCUAUGCUAUAGUCACGAAAUACGAAUCACUUCGGAGUUUUAUGGCCCUCAAGCCCCCCGCGCUCAGUCCGAUGUAUUAUGAGAACGCAGCAAUCUACACAAACUCCUUGUUGGAUGCGUACAUGGAUUAUAAGAAUAUUUACCGUACCCUCGGAACCCAACUUGAGAACAUCCAAGCUGAUACCAAGAAAUUUGAGCCUUGGGCCGUUCCCCCAGUGCUUGCCACCAGCGACACUUUGGCCAAAAUAGAUGAUGAAUCCAAGUUUGCGGCGGACAUCAAAGGACUCGAUCUCGCUCGUCGGGCUUGUCGCUUUCAAAUGAUCAAAAUUGUUCAGGAAGUCUCUGAAAUCGAGAAAAAGCCAGACUGCGCAGCAGACGAGAAGCGAGGAGAGAAGUUCCAAAGCCCCAUUGCCUUCCGCGAGCGUCUUCCUAAUGUUAAAGAUAAAGAAAAGAUGCCACAUCUCAAGAUCUUUGGCCCUGAAACCGAGUACCCGCCUUUACUACCACGCACCGACAAUGAUGGAGUUACCGAGGCUGAGUCGCUCAAGGCAGAAAGCUAUAAAGCCGAACAGCCAGACGUCAGCGAGUUCCAGAGACUGGCACCCAUGGUCGGCUCUCCUCAGGGUACACUUUUUUGCAAUCUGGAUUUCAUAAAGCCGGACUUCAGCCUGCGCACAAUCAGUGUUGAUGUUCACGGUGGAGUAGUCUCUGGAAUCUCCUUGCGGUAUGCCAAUGGUCUACUAGCUGCCAUGGGUACAGCUGGAAAGGGUCCCAAGGUGUCUCUGGUGUUGCAUCCUGAGGAUGGCGAGAAAAUUAUUGCAUGCUCAAUUGAGACCGGCUCUGUCAAGGGUGAAUCCAAGGCAUUAACACGAGUGACUGCCGUUCGACUCUAUACAAACCGGGGUCCUGACUUGCUGGGAAAUGCAGAGGACUGGAAGCCUCCUGUUAAAGGAGAGGGUCUUCGUGGGGGUAUUCAAUUCGAAAAUCUUACCCUGACCCAUUUUGACCCCCUUCUUGUCAAUGCCCAUCUGAAGGGCUUCUGGGGUUACGGCUUGACGACAUCACACAUCCAACCUCAAAGUGGUAUAUAUCGGCUGGCGCCUAUUUGGGGUAGCAAAGAGACCAUUACUGCCACCAUUGGCGAUCCAGUGGACGAUAACGUUGAUUCGUCCACGAUCAUUACCGAGGCCGAAGAGCUCGUGUUCAAGGCACAGGAGAGAUUUGGCUGGAAAGAUGGGGCCCCUGGCCGUAAAGCUUUGUUUGAGCACACCUUUGAAAAGCCAAUGCCUAUUGUUCCAACGGUAAUCUACGGGUUCCGCAGGAUUGACGUCGGUGGAAAGGAUUCGCCCCGCGUUUCUCUUGCCCUGCAAUCCGUGUCAGAAACAGGUUUGACUUUGUCAGCCAAGUCGUUUCUUCAUAACACAUGGGACCUCCAGGCCAACGUCAUGAUACUGCCAAAUGGCAAGAUCCCCUUUCAACACGGAGAAGUCGAUGCUAGUGAUAAUCCGGGUGGACGUACCACGAUUCAAAACGCUACGAUUCCGGUCGUCUUUUCCGCGCCCUUUAAAUCCCCACCAAAAGUCGCGGUUUGGUUUACAGAGAUCACACAGCCGCGGGGCGUACGCUCCCUCAAAACCUACAUAAGCGAUAUCACAGAAACUGGGAUGGUCGUGCAUAUUGAUACCUGGGCUAGCCGAGAAUUUGACUCUGCUCGCGCCGCCUGGCUUGCCUGGCCAUCUGAGUUUGACGGUAAGACCAUUCGCUCCGAUAGCAACGUUUUCCAGACGAAUCAAGAAGCAUACGAGGCUGCUUGGUAUAAUGGAAGCUUCAGCAAAGAACCAAAGGUUUUUACCGCAAUAGAUCAUAUUGAUUUCCCGGAGCAUCCAACUGCCACCUUGCGAAUGAAUGCACAGCAUGCAUGGGCAACCAAGGAUAAACUGAGAUGGCACGCAGGAACAUGGGAUGAUACGCCAAUGCUCUCAAUCGGAAUGCGCUGGAUUGCUAUUGAGUAA